Messenger RNA from Emys orbicularis (European pond turtle), 261 nucleotides. RefSeq names its product progonadoliberin-2. Gene Ontology annotation, cellular component: extracellular region. The record is from RefSeq and is a predicted model, not a curated record. NCBI's taxonomy places the organism in Eukaryota, Metazoa, Chordata, Testudines, Emydidae. Gene Ontology annotation, biological process: multicellular organism development. Gene Ontology annotation, molecular function: gonadotropin-releasing hormone receptor binding; gonadotropin hormone-releasing hormone activity. Bases 1 to 261 code for a protein of 86 amino acids. The transcript is spliced from 3 exons.
AUGGCAUGUCAACGACCUCUCCUGCUCUUGCUCUUUGUCGUGCUAAUAGUCGGCACCCACCUGUCGAGAGCUCAGCACUGGUCCCACGGCUGGUAUCCCGGAGGGAAAAGAGAACUAGAUUUGUCACAGACUCCAGAGGCUUCAGAAGAAAUCAAACUCUGUGAUGGGGAAGAGUGUGCUUAUCUGAGAAGUCCAAAGAAAACCAUUGUGAACACUCUGCUGGCUGACCUGCUGGCGAGACAACUACAGAAGAAGAAGUGA